Miscanthus lutarioriparius is the source of this 1065-nucleotide messenger RNA. The record is from the annotation of a GenBank genome assembly. NCBI's taxonomy places the organism in Eukaryota, Viridiplantae, Streptophyta, Magnoliopsida, Poales, Poaceae.
AUGGAGAUGGAGGGAAAGAAGCCUUACGUGAUCGCCAUCGUCGUCCAGCUCAUCUACACCGGCAUGUUCGUCGUCUCCAAGGCGGCCUUCAACCAUGGCAUGAACACCUACGUCUUCGUCUUCUACCGCCAGGCCGCCGCAUCGCUCCUCCUCGUUCCUAUCGCACUUGUUCUUGAAAGGAAUAAUGUGCGGUCCAUGUCCCUGGGGCUGCUUCUUAAGCUCUUCUUCUAUGCCUUGAUCGGGAACACAUUCAGCUUGAACCUGUACAACGUGAGCAUGAAGUGGACAUCGGCGACCGUGGCAUCCGCGUCCAGCAACUCCAUGCCCGUCAUCACCUUCUGCCUGGCGCUGCUCCUGAGGAUGGAGGCGGUGAAGCCGAGGAGCAUCUCAGGCAUGGCCAAGCUCGCCGGCGUCGCGCUCUGCGUCGCCGGAGUCUUCGUCCUCGCCUUCUACGCCGGGCCGGCGCUGAGCCCCGUGAAUCGCCACCGUGCCUUCGCUGUCGCCCACGCAUCGAACACCAGCAAUCAUCCCAGCAGCAGGAUGACGUGGGUGAAAGGAACGUUCUUCAUGGUCCUCGCCAACGUCACGUGGGCCCUCUGGAUCGUCCUGCAGUCCGCAUUGCUGAAAGAGUACCCCAAUAAGAUGCUUGUGACGGUGACACAGUGCGUGUUCAGAACCCUGCAGUCAAUCGUUGUAGCAGUGGUGGCUGAGAGGGACUUCUCCAAGUGGAAGCUCCGAUUUGACAUUAGCUUGCUAGCCAUCGUUUACACGGGGUUUGUGGUAACCGGAGUGUCCUACUAUCUUCAGGCAUGGUGUAUGGAGAUGAAAGGCCCAGUCUUUCUAGCAAUGUCCAACCCGCUCUGCUUCGUCUUCACCAUAUUCUGCUCCUCCUUCUUUCUAGGGGAGAUUGUUCACCUUGGCAGCAUCGUGGGUGGAGCUCUGCUGGUUGCAGGGCUUUACAGUGUGCUGUGGGGUAAAAGCAGGGAAGCCAUGGAGUCUGAGCAGGAGGGAAAGGAAGAGCAGAAGGACGCAGCCAAAGCAUCAUCCGUGGUUGAACAAGCGUGA